AUGCUCGUCCGAUUGUGUCAUGAUUUAUUUCAUGCCCUCUCGUCACCUUCUGUCUUGCAUCACCUAUUCAUCACGGAGAGGCCGACCUUCACAGCCAAGGUCGAUGCAGACAAGUACAUGAAAUACGGCACCAUCCUGGAUACCUCGGGAAGUGGCUGGCAGUUAGGCCAAGGAGCUUACAUGGCGGGAGGAACACACGAUUGGAUCAUGGGAGGGAAAUACGUCUGCUUUGUCUACGUUGACCCGGGAAAAUGGGCCCAAACCCCCAAAGUCUGGAUCCCAGAAUACGACGAAACUCGACCUGGUGCCAGAGUCGAACUCUGGAAAAAGGAGCCAGUUUCGGGGACUGGACCCUGCGAGAACGCUUGGGUUCGGAAGGAUACAAGGAGACGAGAAGACGAGAAGACGAUGCACCUCGUCAUUCCUCCAGCUCUCCAAGGGAAAACUCCCCUAGGUCUAGUCGUCAACUGUGUGCAAGAAUCUCAAGUUCAGAAGGGCGUAUUUCCGACACUCAACUACGUCUCGCCGACGAAAGAGUGGAACAUUUUGGGUAUAUCUCCUACCUCCGAACAUAAGAUGUACCUUCCCGGCAUCCGGCCCGAGUAUAGCAAGCGUCCCAGCCCUGCUCGGUCGGUCAAGUCGCAGCGUAGAAGAAAAUAG
Cyclocybe aegerita is the source of this 660-nucleotide messenger RNA. The record is from the annotation of a GenBank genome assembly. NCBI's taxonomy places the organism in Eukaryota, Fungi, Basidiomycota, Agaricomycetes, Agaricales, Hemipholiotaceae.